Molecule: messenger RNA, 423 nt
Organism: Branchiostoma floridae (Florida lancelet)
Lineage: Eukaryota; Metazoa; Chordata; Leptocardii; Amphioxiformes; Branchiostomatidae
Exons: 3
Coding region: 10-423 (137 amino acids)
Source: RefSeq, a predicted model, not a curated record
GUACACAAGAUGAGAAGAACGUUGCUCUUCCUCGUGGCUGCCGUCCAGUGCGCCUGCGUACUUGGUCAGCUCCAGGGAUGGCCGGACGCUAACAUCUGUUCUCCCGGCCCCAACACCACCGUGCCCCUCCCCACCAUACCCAGCAACUUCGAGACUAGAAUGGAGAUCACGAUAGAAGCUGUGGAUGGACAACCGAAGAAGACCAUAGAAAUGUGGGAGUUCUUUGACUCUACGAACAAUCGCGGGCUCAUUGGCAUCAUGGCGGGCGGUAACUAUGGUUACCAGAUCUACAACUACAGGACGAACGAGAUCUACGAUAUCCAAGGUGUUGCUUGUGUGCAGCAACAGACUGUCAAUGGCCAGCAGGUGACAAUGCCUGGACCGUGUUUGAGUAAGUCUACUUAUUGCUUUUACAUUUGUUAG